GGGGCCAGGGGCCACGGGGGAAUGCCGGCUUCUUGGAGCUGUGUGGGACUGUGCGUCCCGGCUGCUUCCCAGAGCCGGCGUGCACCAACGCCUCCCUCCCGCCGCUGAUGGGGCACCCCCGGCCCCUGGUCGGGCUGCGCUGCCCGGGAACCCUGCCCCAAGGACGCUGCCUGCUGCAGCAGCUCCUGGCGCUCCUGCCUUUGUCCCCCAGGCUGGAUGCUGCGGAUCUCUGCCCAGACCCUGCUGCUUACCUGCUGGGACUGGCCUCACAGCUCCUGCAGUGCCAGGAGGAGGCUCUGGGCUGGGCCCCCCAUGUGAACUACCUCCUGCGCCUGCUUGACCGUAGUCUGGCCCUCUCCGGACGUGAGGAGGCUGGGCAGGCAGCCGGGGAGCAGCUCAGCGAGGCCAUCCUCCUCUCUAGCCUCCUGGACAACACCUCCUUCUGGGCCUUGCUCAGGGCAAACGCAUCUGCAGGCAUCCUGCGAGCUGUGGGCCGGUACCUGGGAUGGGAGCCCAGGGCCUCGGCCAAGUGGGAGCUGCUGAGCUGCUUUAGCGCUGUGCUCUGGGACCUGCUCCAGGACAGCAAGGGUGCUCUCGCCAUGGAGAUCCUGGUGCAGGAGUACCUGCAGAUGCCAGAGGAGAGCUUCGAGGGGAUGCUGCUGGCAGCAGGGACCGAGGCUGUCCAGCGCUUCCUGACCCUGCUGCACCACGCUGGGCUCCGGCUGCGCGGGGAGGUGCUGUCACCUGUGUCUGGGGAGGAGGCUCUGCAGUCCCUGGCCAUGCUGCUGCUCCGCAGAUUGCCCCAUCUCACACCCGAGCUGUUUGUCAGCCUGUCGCAGUUCAUCCCUUUCAUGGCCGUGUCUGAUAUCGCGAGGCUCCCACCGGCCCUCCUGGCCAACGAGAGUGUCCUCGCCGCCCUGCGGACUCACAGCGCCCGCCUGGUGCCGGGGCAGAAGGCCGCCUUUGCCAGGCGCCUGCUGCAGGCCCCCUCCCUUGGGGCUGUGCCCACGUGGCCCCUGGGCUUCCUCCGCACCGUCCUGCCGCUGCUGCCCCACUUGCCGCUGCCCUGCUUCCUGCAGCUCACGCCCCAGCAGGUCUGGGGGCUGGGGGACGCCUGGCAGCUGCUCCACCUGGGGCUGGUGCAGGGCCGCCACGUUGCCAGCAGCCUGGCCAACUGGAGCCGUGCAGCUGGCCCCGAGCCAGGGCACAGGCUGGGGGCCCUCGCCUGCUUCCUGAGCCCUGAGGAGCUGCAGGACCUGGCGUGGCUGCGGGACCCCCGGGGUGCGGUGGAGCAGAGCCUGCUGGCAUGUGCCGCCGCAGGGACCCUGCGGCAGCAUGGGCGGGUCAUGCUUGCCCUGGCAGGGUUGCUGCGCUCCACCAGCCUGGCCACAGUGAGCCCCGGGGAGCUGCUGGCAUGGAGGGGCGUCCUCCCCGAGAUGGGAGUGGGCUUCCUGGAGUGCCUGUCAGUGGCCCAGCUGAAGGCCCUCCUGCCCCGGCUGCGGCCAACGCAGCUGACGCGUGCCCAGGCAUCCUUCCUGCUCACAUGGGCUGUCUGGAGGGACAACGUGUCGGUGGGGGAAGCGGCCAGGCUGUGUCCACUGCUGCCGGGCCUGGGGCCCGCAUCGCUGGCAGCCGUCCUGGCCCCUCUCCAGGCCCAGGGCUGCGCGUGCCUGGGUCCGGCCCUGCCGCUGCUGUCUGCAGCUCAGACGGCGUCCCUGCUGCAGGCUCUGCAGCGCCCGGAUGGCUGGCCCCGCUGCCUGCUGCCCCUGCUGCCCCUGCAGCUCCUGCGUCCCAGUGCCCAGGCUCUGUGGGGGGCUCUGUGGGACCGGAACCUGCCCUGGUCCCCGCAGCAGGCCCAGCUCCUCUGGAGGGAGGUGGGAGCCGGAACUAACCGCAGCCACCAUACUGCUGGUGCCCUGGGCUCGCUGGUGGUAGGCAUGAGCUGCACCGCACUGCAGGAGCUGGGCCGGGAGGAUUUCCUGGGGGCUCUCCGGACCCUCUACACGCAGCCUCGUUCCCUCCCUGCCAGCCUGAGACGCUGUGUGCAGGAGGAGGUGUUGAGGCGUCCUGUGCUAUCCAGGGAGGAGCUGGUGUGGCUGGGACCUCGGUUCCUCAUGGAGUUACCGGCGAAGCUGGUGGAGAUGCUGCCUGAUGCUGUGAUGAGGCUGGUUCUGGACCACGCAACCCGUCAGCCACGCAGCCUGCUAGCCCUGCCUGCCACCCGCCGGGCAGCGCUGGCCCGUGGGGCCCUGCGCUCACUCCGGCUCCCGGCAGGGACGGAGCUGGCUGGGGAGGUUCUGGACCAGCUGGGCCCGCUGGUGGGGUUCCUGGGCCAGGAGAGCGUGGCCCACAUCCAGCCUGAGAGCCUGCUGCCGCGGCUGGGGGACCUGCAGGAUACCUGCCUGGAUGUGGAGGUGGCCGCCCAGCUGGGGCAGCUGCUGCUGUCGGAGCGGGCGCUGGGACCGCCCCCUAGCUGGAGCCUGCUGACCCUGCAGCAGCUGGGGCGCCUGAUCUUCCUGCUGCCCCUCGAGAGCCUGCACGCCAUCCCCGGGGACUUGCUGAGCAGAGACAUGGUGGAGCAGCUGCUGCAGAGCCAGUGGGACUGGGAGCAGAGCGAGCUGGGACGCCUCUGCCACCCCCCAGGCACCCUGAGUGAGGGCCCCAGCCCACUGGCAGUGCUGAUGGCCCCGCUCGUGGCAGCUGCCGGGCCCAGGGGCCAAGCCCCUGUGCCCAGCUGUGCUGACAUACGUGCCACCUUCCCGGCGGCCUGGAGCGCGGCCCAGCUGGCUGCCAUGGCCCCCCCCCAGCUGGAGGACUGCCUGGGGCUGCUGGGCCAGGACCCCAUGCUGCGCCCCAACCAGCUCCGGGCUGUCCUGGGCCAAGUCCAGCAGCUGUGGGGCAGUUCCCGGGCGCUGGAGCCCACCCAGACCCUGCUCCUGGGCCGGCUGGUCACCCAGCUGGUCGAGCCAGAGCUACAGGAGCUGCUGCUCCCCGACUGGGGGGCCUUGUCUGUGCUGGGGGAGCUGGACGGCUGGUCACCAGAGCAGAUGCGGGCUGUGGUUUCCACCUUCCUGCGGCAGUGUGAGGCAAGCGCCCGGGACCUGGGGCUGCCUGAGCUGGUGGCCCUGGGGCACCUGCUCUGCGGGCUGCCGGUAGCCGAGCUGUGGGGCCUGGACAGCUGGGAGCUGAGUAAAGCUGCCCCUUUCCUGGGCUCACUGAGCCUGCGCUGCACGGAGCAGCAGGCGGAGGUGCUGGCUGCCCACUUGACCUCCAGUGCUGCCUUCGGCCCGGCUGACAUCUGGGGACCUGAAAUCUUCGCAGAGGUUGGGACAUUGGCAGCUGGGCUCCCCGACAUUGUCCUCUCGGCCCUGGUCCCCGAGCAGCUCUGGGCGCUCACACCCCGGGCCAUCGCUGCUGUCCCGGCACCCAAAUUCGCAGUGGUGUUUGGCCCAGCUCAGCUGCGCACCCUCUCCAGUGCCCAGGCCGCGGCUGUCACCCUGGGGCAGCGCCAGUGGCUCGGCAGCGCCCAGCGCCGGGCCCUGGCCAGCGCCCAGUGUGAGGGAGAGGCUGCCCAGGACAGCCAAGGUGAGAGUGGCGGGGUGGCCUCUGUCCCCUGGCAACUCCUGGUCACCCCUUGUCCCUGCUCUGCACCUCGGGCUCAGCAUGGGCACCCCGGGAUGCCGGGAUGGCUCCAGUCAUGCGGGUUUGGCCCUGGUGCCGGCUGCGCUGCCCCAUGGGGAGGUUGGCCCCACUGCCUGCCCAGCUCAUGCUCCCUCUCGGGCUGUCUCCCACCCUGCCCCUGCCCAGGAGAGACCUCCCUGCUGCUGCCUCCAGCCCUGAACCCAGACAUGGAACAGUGGCUCUGGGAAUGUGCACAUGUGUGAGCACUGUGCGGGCUCCCGGCGGCAGCAGGGACAUGAGCCCCUCCACGGAGGGCUGGGGCUGCCACGCUCAGCUCUGACAGUGAUUUCUCUCCCGCAGGCAGGAGCAGAGCCAGACCCCAGUAUGGCUUCCCCUUGGCUCUGCUCCUCUGCCUGCCCCGCUGCUUUCUGUGAGCAUCCCAGUAAUAAAAUUGUG
Messenger RNA from Athene cunicularia (burrowing owl), 4077 nucleotides. RefSeq names its product stereocilin (gene STRC). The record is from RefSeq and is a predicted model, not a curated record. Gene Ontology annotation, cellular component: kinocilium; stereocilium tip; cell surface. The transcript has 23 exons. Gene Ontology annotation, biological process: cell-matrix adhesion. Lineage: Eukaryota; Metazoa; Chordata; Aves; Strigiformes; Strigidae. The coding region runs from base 108 to 3884 and encodes 1258 amino acids.